Anopheles funestus (African malaria mosquito) is the source of this 6764-nucleotide messenger RNA. Its product is annotated as serine-rich adhesin for platelets. The transcript is spliced from 7 exons. The record is from RefSeq and is a predicted model, not a curated record. Lineage: Eukaryota; Metazoa; Arthropoda; Insecta; Diptera; Culicidae. Bases 1061 to 5002 code for a protein of 1313 amino acids.
CAAAGGUGUAACCCUUCUGCACUUACCGUUUUUUAUUGGAAGGAAAACACGAAUUGAUUCUCUUUAGCUGCGCUCGAGCAACGUGCGUUUCAUUCUCGUAGAAUUCCGUGUAGCAUCUUUACGGUGCUGCGGUUUGCGGUUUUUUUUCUUCGUUCACACUUAACGCUACAUCUUUUCCGUUUUUUUUAUUCUACCCCUUGUUCGCGUUUUUUUGGGGGGUCUUUUAUUAUAGCAAGUGAGAGAGACAAAAUAGUAAAACAGAAAAAAAAACUAUCAGUGCAAAGAGUAGUGUAUGCGCCACCUGGCAGCAAGACGAGAGAAAAAAAUAUAUAGACGAUCGUACCGUGGGCCGAUCAAUAGCGGUGAAGUGUGAAAUAUCGGAAACCUUCCCCUCCCAACGAAUGGAAAACGCACCACCAACAGCUCAGGUGGACGGUGGUGCCAACCAGUGCUCCUAUCGAGGCCAACGGGAGUUUUAAGAGCCUCCGUGCACCCGCGUACUUGCCUGUCCGUGUGUGUGUGAGUGUUUGUGUGCAUAAGAGAGUGUUACGUGCGCUUUUCCCGAGGUUUUUCCAUCCAUAAACGUGUGCGGGGUUUGAGGGUGCUAGGUGUGGUUUGGCGAAGAAAAGAAGUGUACGUAUAUGGUGAUUGUGUGUUGUGGAAAAUACAAAGUGUAAUUGAUAAAUGUAGGCUCAAGCAGUGGCGCAGGUUCCGUCGCCGUACGCCGUAUUUCCCUCCUCGGUUCUAGGCGUGGUGGAAAAACACCAAAUGAAAAGCCGCCCAGAAUAGUGUUAAUCAGCGCGAGCGUGUGUUUGAUUUUUUUUUUCAUGUUCGGUUGUGUGUAAUUUUUAUUUCUCGAUCUGUUCUUUAUGUGUUAGAUUGUUGAAGUGAGAAACAAGUUUUUUUUGUUUACUAUUUGGUAUAAUUUUCUACAAAUUUACCACCCCAUACGAGGUGGUGUUACAACGGGUUAAGAACAGUGAAGCUAUUCUGUGUAGCCCCAAACCUGGUGCAGCUGCAACAUUUUCAAGCGGAACGGAAACAUCAUCAAACCGCCAAGAUGUCAGCGGGUUUGAUGUCGUGUGUGCGCGAAAACUCGCCACCAUUGGAUAACGUUCCCGCCCAAGUGCAAGACAUACCGAUCACGAUCACAACACCGGAAACAGCGGCACCAACCAACGCCAGCGAUACUACCAAACGGAAACGGUUCCAUCCGCUACGUAACCUACGCCGGAUCUUUCGUCGCCGUACCGUAUCGUCAGCCGACCGUGCUCCGGGCCAGCUCGGUGCGAAAGGGCCCACCCACAUACACUUUGCCACGCCCGGCUGUUCGACGACCGAUGCAACGCUGCCGCGGACCGGUUUCGGCGUCCCGAUCACUAUUCGCAACGAGUCCGUCUCCAGUACGGCACCGGGCACUUCCCAGGCCGGGACGGGUGCGUAUUUCAAGCGCGAAACCUACCGGCUACGGAACUCCGAUGAUCUAGACAAGGAGAUGUCCGAUUACCAGCGCAGUCUAAGCGAAGGUCGACUGGUGGAUAGUGACAUCAGCCGUGAUGGACUUUCACAAUCACACGAUAGUGUUUUCUCCGAAUCUGCCGGCACAGCUAGCAGUCUAUCGAUUACGCUAAAGAACGAACUAGCAGACGUGUUGCGCAAGCGAAGGAAAGAUCGACAGGGAGAAGUGUCGGACGAAGAUCUCGGACUGCCUAUGAGUCCCAUCACACCGCAGCGCAAAGAUCGCGGUAUGAACAAAAGUGAAGGAUCGCUUAGCAUUCUGAGCAUGACGAGCUCGGACAUGGAUGAUGAUCGAUCCGCAUCGAACGCAAGCGGACACAACCUGUUGCAUCUAGAUUCGUCCACCUCCGGUUCGAUCAGUAUGAAUCGAUCGGACAAUAUGGAUGAAAGUGGUGAUUCAUCGAAACUGAGCCAUUCCGCUGCAAAACAUAAGCUUGCCGUACGACCAAAGAAAAAGGGCCCGACCAGAGCUCGAACUCGCCCAAGAGAGUCAACCCUGUUGCCAGCGACGCCUGAAGUGAACGAGGAAUCGUUGAAACUAUCCUCCACAAAUAUUGCUUCCAACUUUUCACCAGCAAAAGAAGCAAGCGAGAAGGCCCAUUCGCUGCCGUACGGAAUUAUGCCACCCAGCACAUCAACACCGCUAUCAUCACACCCGAUGCCAAGAUCGCCCUCCAAAGAAAUCAGCACAUCGAAACUAUCGGUCGGUGACGCACCAACGAGUUCCUCAAUAUACGUCAACAGGAACAUUUCCAAGAGCCACGAGUUUGAGCGUACGUCCGAGCAUCACCUUACGGUGGAGGGAACGGGAACCGUCACCUCGCGAAAGGAAGACGAUGGAUUCUUCAAGCGUAUUCUGAACUACAGCUUCAAGAAGAAGAAGCACGAAUCGGGUAAGGAGGAGCCACCGUCGGUAACCGCUUCUCCUCGGAAGGAAGAUAACACGAGCAGUGUAUACAUUAGCUCGGGUGAUCCAGCCAUCACCGACUGCAUGCCUACGGAGCAGAUAAUGAAACUGUCGCUGGUAGUCGGUGAGCCGGAACUGGGUGAGCUGAGUGGAUACAAAAAAAUCAAAUCCGGUCCAGCGGCACGACAACGUGUCUUUCCGAAGGACAUCUUCUCAGCUGAAGAGCGUGAAGCGAAUGCUAGGGAGCAGCAGCAACAGCACACACAACGAUACUCUUCAAACGUGGAAGUUAAUCGACAGUCUGUCGCAUCGUCCGGCAGUGGCCAUUCGCUUACAAUUGGUGAAGGAAAGGUGCCGUUGCACAAGAGCGAGGAGUAUCUUGUUUCCAAGACACGCAAGUUCUCCGAGCGCAGUGUGGACGGUGGCGAAGGUGACGACGAAGAAAGUGAUGGCCGUAAGUACGUUAGUCACGGGGAACGGCUCAAAAGCCCGAAGGUGUACGGGUUGAGUUCGUAUCAGCAGAAACUGGCGAAAAUUUCUAUCUCAACGCAACCAGCCACCGAAACAAGCAAGGAAAGUCCCAGCAAACGAGCGAAAUCGGUUGAGAAGUCGAAAAGCUUCCGCACGUACACGGACAGUGUGUCGAACCAGCUGCAGGCGGGUGGUCAUCAGGUGCCGAGUUUACCAAACCUGAGCGCAUCGCUAUCGGUGGGUAACUUCAGCAACAAUUUCCUCGAAACCGAGCACAAAUUCUUCAGCAUGACGGAGAAUAUGAACACUGGGAAGCAGCGGGUGUUUAAGGACUACAUCAGCAAUGCUGAUGAUGAUGCAGAUUCCCGACUACUCACGUCGAGUGCUUCGUUGCAGAAGUUUGAGAUAAACGAUAACAAUCUGUUGAACCCGCGCGAAGAGUAUGUGGAUCAUCAGCCGAAGAGUAUUGUACUGACGACAAACACCUUGACACCACCCGAACCGACCAGCAUCUUGAACAAAUCGAAUCAGAACAUUUCACAGAUUGAGGAAAACAUUGACAAGCUUGUAUCGUCGCAGUUUGUCAGCAUUAUCAAGAGCUCGGAUGAGGGUAGUAGCAAUGAACGGUUAGAUGAUAUCUCCGGCCAAGUCAGUGCGAACGUACCGGAGUUCAUGAAGAUCCAGUUGAAUCGUGUCGAGGGUACGGGUCGACCAGCCAAGACGAGCAGCAUUGUGCUGACAACUUCGCCCACACCAGCUCCGCCAACUUCCCCCGCCAUUGCUAGUCCCACUGCCAGUGCUGGGCAGUACCAACCGCCAGAGGAUGCCAUAAAGCUGCAGCGACGGUUCAGCAACGAGAACAUUGAAAUCACCGAGUCGAAACCACCGCUUCCACCAUCGGUGGUGGUACGCUCCAGUAUGGUACUGGAGGCAGGUAUUCCCAAAAGCCCACCAGCCUUCCGAAAGCAGGGCAGUGUCGGUGGAACGGGAGACCUGGCCGGAACAAAGCGCAACUCGAUGAAUCUCUCACAAGACCUGAGCGACGAUCGGAAGGUGAUCCUGCAGCGCCGUACCUCGGUAACGGAGGAAAAGAUCAAGUACGAACGGCGGAUAUCAUCCUCCUCGGAGGACAUCAAGUUCGAGAAGAAAAAAUCCACCUCGGAGGAGUUGCUGGAGAAGCGUGGCAGCACUGGAAGUGGUAAUGGUAAUUCCAACUACAACAGUGGCUCGAGCAGUGGCGACGAGCUGGUAGUACUACGCAAGAAGUUCGUCGUAGGUGAGAAGGAGGGCAAAGAUAAGGAUGGCACACCGGAGUUGAUGAAGGUGUUUGCUCGGCGGUCACUAAAGUUGCGCUCGGACGAUGACUACAAGGUGACGGAUAGUGGCAAACCACUGUCCAGCAUCGACAGUGACAAGGAGAACCAAUCGAGCGAGGAAAAGUUAGAUAAGGUGGGCUUGCAGCAGUCAAAGCAAUCUCAUCAGCAACAGCAACAGCAGCAGCUGCAGCAACCGGAACUCAUCUCUACCACCCUUGUGCAGUCGGUAUCGGUAACUCCUCUGCAAGCUCCCGUCACAAAUGGAUCGCUCAAGAAUGGAUGUACCGGUACGGAUGGAACUGCGCUAAAGAAUGGCACCAAUGAGAAUGGACAGCCACCCACAUCCGGGGAACCGAUCCUACGGAAAAGCGUCACCAGCAAACCGUUCGGUGUGCCGAACCGUUUCACCAAUGGUACCAAUGGUGGACAACCACGCAAUGCAACCUCCUUUGUGGAGGUGCGCAAAACGCUUCUGCCCAGUGCAACGGUCACCGUAUCACCGGUGAACAACAAUUUUGUCAAAUCAGCCACAACGACCCCAGCAGGGCCGGAAGCUUGCGAAAACCAGUCCACCGUUAGCAAUAACAACACCAUCAACACCAACCGCCAUACGAUCGCGUCGUUAAAUCAGCUCAACAGUACGAACGGUGUUGGGGGUGCGAUCAACAACAAUGCACCAAACGCCACCAUCAUCGAGACGGACGGUGGCAAUGGUGAGAUGAACGAGUUCAAGGGCAUACUGCAGCGUCGGGCGGAGUGGGAAAAGCGAGCGAAGGAAGGAUUCAAGUAAAGGUUUGUAGGUAUUGCACACAUUUACCUGGUCUCUUGUGUAUCCUCUCCACCCCACCGAGCCAAAAACCCCAACGGAAGGAACGGUUCCAUAGCAAACUAGAACAAAAAAGUAAAAACAAGCAAUGUAAGAACUGUGUGUGUGUGUUUAGGACCAAAGCUUCUAGCCAAUAGAUAGAGGCCGCUCAGAUUACCUAGCUCUGCUGUAUAGGAUAGGGACGCCCGGAUAUUCGGAAUGUGCGGGAUCUGCUUGUCCAGUGAUUACAAUUUCGCUUCGCAUACUUCACUUUGCAUAACCAACGUAACAAAAAUAAAACACCACCACCGUACACAUCGUUAGGACCUGAGUCAUUGUGACAAAACACGCAUAUUACAUAGGACGCCUUAUUCUGUUGAAUUUGUUUGGACAUUAUGUUUAUGUGAUGCCGUUGAAUUUGUGAGGAUUCGCAGGAAAAGAGUUGAAGACCACAGUUCCAAUUUCCGCUAGUGAUUAAAGUAGAACGCGCGUAUUGAGGGAAUUGGAGUUCGGACAAGGCUAAUUGCAGAUGGUUCGAAAUUGUGAUAGAAUACAAGUGUAUGUUAAUUAAAGACGGUAAAAGAAGAAAAGAAAAAUGGAUGUCAAUCGUUGCGUAUAUGGAAUUGAAUUAGUGAGUUUGAAAGAUCCUAUCACAGGACAUCGUACGUUACUGUUCGACGUAUCCAGAAAUGUUUGUGGUUUUUAUUUACAGAGAUUAAUAGACAAGCGUUUGUACAACUAUAUAUCUUAUCGUUCGUAGAUCGAUACUCAUACCCAGCUGUUGAUCCCUAAGGUGGCUGUUUGCCGCAAUACCUGUUGGAGCUUAUUCCAGUUCUUUUUGUUUUGGCUGCUAUUGUUCGUCCUUUCGUGGAUGCCAGCCGAAGAAUGUUUUUUUUGUCGUUUACUUGUGUACAUAAAUCGUUGAUCUUCCUGAGGAAACAGUGUAAACAUGGCUGUAGCUGAUCGGUUCUUAUAUUGCACCAUUCGCUAGGUUAGAAACAUACUGCGAGUUAAGUCAAGACGCGCUGACACCAUUACCCCAUUAAGAUGAUGUUGUCCGACCCGGUAUUGUGUCACUACUUUGUUAGUGUAUAGUGGUUAAGAAAGAUUCACAUAUUGAAACUAAACACGUUACUAUCCUAGAAGGAUUCAUAUACAUAUACUCUUCUCGCUUUUACGACGAUUAAUGCUACAGCAAACCCAAAUACCACUAUUACCACCACUAACUGGACGGAAUGUUAGAGGUAAACAAAAGGAUAAGUUUAAAAAACCUGAGUGUGCAAAAAUAUAACAAAAAUAAAACAAAAAAAAACAAAACAGCAGACAGUGCUCAAUGAAACGGAAAUCAAAAAACGAGUUUUUCCUCUCUCCAAUUAAAGAAAAUAAUGGAACAGAGAUCGCGACUUUAGGACAGUGAGAACAGUUAGUGUAGAAAGUCAUUAAUUCUUUCCGCCUGAGCGAUAUUUUAUAGGUGAGGUAGACGCGCGUAAUAAGCAACGUAUUUUUCGUCCGCUGGCCGUCUUUGUUACUAGUUUUGUUUUUUUUUACAUUGUUAAGAAACCACGCCGCAAUCCGGCCGGGACGUACCGAGUCGAGGUGAAGGAUUUUUCCCCCGGUUCCGCGGACGGGUGUUAGUUAUGUGAGAAGCGAAAAAAAUCAAACCAUCAUCCCAGUUUUUCGAUAUCGAUGUAUAUGUUUAGCACCAUGAAGAGAAAUAAAUGCAACUUCCUGAACGUAAAACAAAUAA